Messenger RNA from Cataglyphis hispanica, 8906 nucleotides. It is a transcript of the gene Oamb, whose product is annotated as octopamine receptor Oamb. The coding region runs from base 4994 to 6625 and encodes 543 amino acids. Lineage: Eukaryota; Metazoa; Arthropoda; Insecta; Hymenoptera; Formicidae. The transcript has 11 exons. Gene Ontology annotation, cellular component: membrane. Gene Ontology annotation, biological process: adenylate cyclase-activating adrenergic receptor signaling pathway. The record is from RefSeq and is a predicted model, not a curated record. Gene Ontology annotation, molecular function: G protein-coupled amine receptor activity.
AAUGAUAAUCGGAGGUGCCCGAAAAAGUAUCGGAUAUCAAUUAUCGAGUGCAAUUGUUGUUCAUCGUGCUUUUCCGAUAUUUCCGUUUCGUGCGAUCGAAGCAACCUGAACUCAACGGUAUAUUGUUGCGAGAUGGAUAGCAGUGUGCAUGCGCGUCGACUUUUUUGACGCGGUCUUCACGUACUUCAGUUCCGAGUCGGAGUGUGGCGUCCCCAGUUCCCGCAGUUUUCGCGUUAUUUAAUAUCUAAGAUUGUGUCGUGUAUAAACGAUAAUCGGGAGUGCCGGAUAAAGAUAAAGCAUUGGGCGAUCAUUGGAAAAUAUUAAUUAUUAUCGAGUGCAGUCAUUAUUUGUCGUGUUUUUCCGUUUGCGUUUUUUGCAUGAUCGGAGCGACACAACUUGAACUUGAUGACGAUCGAGAGAGCGUUUUUAUGACGAGGUGAUAUAAUUUGAUGUUGCCGUUCGAGAAUGGAAUGAACGCGAGGGCGGAAUAAAUCAUCGGGAAGCCCAGUGGGAUGCAUUACGCGCAUUACUUCGAGAGGGUCUCCUAAAGCGGCCGUUGUAGCACCAGGACUGAUCGAGCGAAAUAAUGCGAUCGAAGCGCAUCAAGAAGGCAGCGCUUUUCAGAUUGCUUAGAUACAGACAGUGCGCCAGAUGCCGGAAGAUAACUUAGCGCAUCCAGUGGCAUCUAAAGCGAUAACCCGAAAGUAAAGAAAAGAGGAGCACAUACACUCACAUACACACAUAUACACACACAUUGCAAACGAGAGCACACGAGACUGAACGCGAUCGUGACGACGAUCGACGAACGUAAUUUCACUUCACUGGCUGUGAUUUUUAUUCCUAGAAUCUGAUUUUCAGAGGCUUGAUGCGCGAAACUUUGUUAAGACUGAUCAAGUUAGACUUCUCACGAAGAACAUACGAGACUGGAACGUUGUCGUCGAUAAUUUGUGACAUCGCUAGAUCGUUGUUAAUGCCGUACUUUAUCGUGUGAUUAAUAACAUUAUAUCCGUAUUAUUAAACUAUGUAUCCAUACUGUAAACAUUAAUCGCGAUCUGAAUGUUAUCCAUGUUCUUUAAAGACCAUUAAAAAUAAUUAAGGCGAAGCUAAUCUCAUCUUCGCGAAAGUAUAGGAAUCGAAACGUUGUUUUCCUUGCAUUUUUUAGCGCCAUCGUAUAACGUAUUGAUUGCAUAUACAUAAAUGACGGCAAGAAUUGCCUUCUGCGUCGAGCGGAUAAAAUACUAAACUCAGAAUUGCAUUGUCGGUUAACGAUCACGAAAGCAACGCGAUCCAUCGUCACGGGAAACGUCACGUCGAGGAAACAUUCGUCGGAUUUACCCGGCGUGCUUCGAUUCGCGUCUAACCACGUUCGACAAUAUGCUUUCGAUUACUCGGCAGUGUUCUCUCUUUCUCUCGUCGUCGACGAGCGGUCGCUGUUCCUGAAAGUUAGCCAAUCCCUCGAAAAGAUCUCGAGAUGUUCACGCGAUUCGUUCAAGAUUUACGAUAACUUUGGCCGCGUCGAGCGGCAAAGUCCAAGAAGGACAAUUCGUCGGCAUCAAAAAGUUUGAGUAGCACUCGGAUCGUCCAAUACUUGGACCAGGCUUAAAAUUAUUUCGCCGCAUCGGCGGAAAGAGAUCAUUGCAUCGUCAAUAUCGUUAUAAAGCUACUCGAUCGUUUCGGACGAGAUCGGAAAAAUUCGUGAAAUUUUGCGGCGCCUUAUAUCCACAGACAGAUGGGAUAAUAACUGAAGAAAAUUGACAAUUAAAAAGUACAAGCGGUUGAGAGGAAAUAUUAGAAAAAGAGGCAGAGGUGUGAAGAAGAUUUUAAACGUUUUGGAUUGAGAGGAAAGAAAAUUAAACGGCGGAAAAGAGCGGAGGAAAGGGUAAUUAAGAAAGAGAGAAUCAAGGUGAGGACCGAUUGGCAGUCGAAAUGUGAAAAGGAAUUUGAACGGAUAAAUUGACUGAGGCUUAAACGCAUGGAAGAAAUAUAAGGGGAGAGAUCAAAGCAAACAUUUUCAUUUGGAGUCUUUUUGCGAAAAUAUAUAUAUAGAUAUGGAGUGUGAUUCAAAUUGGAAUUGUUGAAAAUUCGGCCGCUUAAGACCAAAAGCCGGUGGUAAUUGACGCGAUCUUCUUGGAUGUGUUUAUUUACAUCGAAUUUUUGAAACAAAAAUUUGCCUCGUGCCGUUUUUCGGCACAUUCGAGAAGCAUAGAUCAGCGUUAAAAGUGCUUUGAUGAAAUUAGACUAUCAAAAAUUAGAGUGAACGCUAAAUUAUAUAAAUAAAAUUGAUUUUUUGUAUAAACACUUUUAAAGUGAAAAUUAAACAUCGUAUAGUGUCAUUGGUAUUAUUCAAAUCUUUAUCGAGGACAGAUAACGUAAUAGUCGGACUUUCGCAAAACGGAAAAGUGACUGUAGCAGUGAUCUCAUUGAAGAUUUAUCCGGCCAGUUUUGCACAACUUGAAGAUAGAUUGUGAUUAAAUCCGAAGGGAUUAUUAGAAUUAUUCAUUCGGCAUAUCGUUCACCGGUGCAGAUGAUUGACGUAAUUAAAGAAAACUCAUGAGAGUGCCAAGCAAACUGCGAAGAAAGAUAAUUGAAAAUUCAUGCGGCGUUUUAGCGCUUUCUCUUCUUCGUAAAAAGAGCAAGGGACAAUAAUAGCCGGUUUAUUGCACCUCUUAAUCGAUAGCCUAAAAGAAGAAAAAAAAUAAGAGAGAAGAAAGAAUCUCGACAGCGUAAGGAAGAGGAAAAAAAGUAGACUUUUAAACGAUUUAAACAUAGUGGGAUUAGCUUAGAAUAUCCGAUUGAAAGUACAGACUGGUUGAAUUAAAGAUUCAAGCGACUACUUCCGCAAACUUGAAUUACAAAGUGCGAACGAGGGCGAGCUAUCCAAUCGACGAGCUAUCUAGUCCGGCAAUUUCUUCGAUUCUGAGGAAAUAUAUAAUCCGACGAGCAGAGGAAACGAAAGAGUUAAGGAGAAACGUCGUGGAACGGAGAAAAGCUAUUCGCAGACUAAAACGGCAACGCGCUCGCUUCCUGAAAAAAUCAAGCCGUCUCUUAUCUUGGAAGCGGAUCGGAGAUCGAGGGAAAGGCAGUCAACCGAUCGUUUCAAGGCCGUAAAAUUCAAGAAGAGAAUGCCAAUCAACGACUGCGCUUGACAGAAGCGACGAUGCUGUUUUCAAUUCUUGAUGGGAUAACGUCAAUCUUUUGAGCGGAAUGAACGUCGGAAGACUUCCGUCGGAUUCGAUUUGGUAAGGAAAGAAGAAGGAGGAAGUACCUCCCGUCAUACGAGAGAGGGUAAAGCCGCAGAAAGAGGAAGGGUCGCGUUAGUGUGGGUAUGUGAUCGUCGUGUGUGUGGAAGCGAAAAGUGCAGUCGAAGCAAUACAGCGGAGCUAAAACGGUCUUUGGGGAAGAAAUUGCAGCCUGCAACUGCUGGGAGAAGGAGAGGAAAGAAAGAAAAAACUGGCAAUGAUCACGACACGUGCGGUAUCAACUCGUCGUUGAAGUUUGCUCGCUAAUAUACGUUUCCCUUGUAUUCUCCUCUUGUAUUCUAUUUAGGAAAACGCUAAUGGACUGUGACACGUGGAUCGUGUGACAAUGCAAAGUUCUCGUGAUAUCGGCGUGGGCGAUUAUAGAGCGAUCUCAUCGCACGGUUUUUGUCGAGAAUUACACCAGCGGGAACCGUUUCCGCGCAAAAUCGCAUUAAAGUAUCGUUUAUAGAAUCUCGCGUUCUUCGAUAAUUUAAUCGAUAAUUUCAGAUAUAACCGUGGAUGUAGAAGAGAAUUGCGCGUACAAAAAAUUCGGUACGGGGGUGAAAUACUCAACGUUACCCAGAAGAUCCAAGAGAUUCCAUUGAGAUCUUUGAUGCUCCUGGUAAAGAGAAGAGUAUGUUUGAGGAAGCAAUGUGUUGAUCUACGAAUUCACGUUGAUGAAAUUCGAGAGACGCGAUGUGUCUUCUCGACGUAGAUCGCAAUGGCAAUUCGCAAACAGAGAAGACGACGAAUGAUAUUCGACAAACAGACUGUAGUCCGCUGAAUUCGAUACUGUCGACGUUGUCUAAAACACUACUCGUUGUUUAAAGGCCGCGUAACGUUAGACGAUAUCCGAGGUGCAACACGAGCGACCUGAGAAGAAGAGAGAAGGAGAGAGAAUGAGGGUUAUCGAUUAUUCGAAACAAUGUUCCGCGAUUGUGUUCGCCACCGCGAAACUAAAACUGCCGAAUUACACAGUCUAUGAUCAGGUGUAUCGGCGAACAUAUUUCACGUGCGUAUUAACAAGCUCAUCCGACCGUAAUUCGAAAUAUUGACGGGAAUUCAUACGGAGGAUUCGUCUUCAAUUAACGGUUGUGUUCAACGAAAGUCACAAAUGUAAUCUCCGCUAAGUAAAAAUAUCGGAAAAAAGAACAUAAGUGUAAUAAUUAAAAAAUUACGUCGAUAGUGUGAAAGCAAGUAUAUCUUGUUUGACACUCACAACUGUCAUUUUUAAUAACCCAGCAGUAAUUUUAAAAUAAUUCGGAAAAAUUAGAUACGAUUCGCAUAAUUCUGUUCCAAAGUAACAAUCAACUCGCGAGAUAAAGUUGCGUAAAUUAUUCAUAAGGUGUAAAGUGAUCAAACAUAACUAGUCAAUAGAUUAAUAUACGAAGAAAGCGCGGUUGUGUUCUAAGGACUAUAAAAAACCCGCGAACUUCUUCAAAUUUUAGUCCCGCGAUUCGUCGAGUGAAUCGAUCGAUCGUCAAGAAUCGUAAUCUUCAUUGUCGAUAAUGCGAAGACGUACUCUUUAUAAUUUUCAGUGAAAAUAAUAAAGAGUCACAGAGUGUCUACAACCGGUAAGUGUCGUCUGUUGUGCAUCUGACGGGAAAAAACUUUGAUUUCCUGAUUAUGGCGACUCGAGAUGUUUGGCGCGUCCCUCCUGAUUCGCAUCUCUCCUCAUUGCCGUACGCGAAAUUCUCUGGAGUCCUUCGACAAGAUCACAUGGGCGCACCCGAGGACCUCGAGAGUUAAUUAAAAUGCGAGACCUGAACGCCACCGCAUGCGCUGCUUUGUACGACGGCGUCGAGUGGUCAAGCUUGGGAAACGUGGUUACUCUAGUCAUUCUGGCUAUUGUCAAUGUCAUGGUGGUAGUAGGUAACGUCCUGGUCAUACUGGCCGUCUACUGCACCAGCAAGCUCAGAAACGUGACAAAUAUGUUCAUCGUGAGCCUGGCCGUUGCCGAUCUGAUGGUCGGGGUCGCCGUCUUGCCAUUUAGCGCAACUUGGGAGGUUUUCAAGGUUUGGAUAUACGGAGAUCUCUGGUGCUCCGUGUGGCUGGCAGUCGACGUUUGGAUGUGCACGGCGUCGAUAUUGAAUUUAUGCGCCAUCAGCUUGGAUAGGUACUUGGCUGUGACCAGGCCAGUCAGUUAUCCUCAGCUUAUGUCAACGAAGCGGGCCAGAAUGUUAGUGGGUGCCGUUUGGGUUUUGAGCUUCGUCAUCUGUUUUCCACCUCUGGUGGGCUGGAAGGACAAACGGUCGCAUCCCACGUACAACAUGACGUUUCCUCUCUACGGCCCGUCCAACACCACCACUAUAUUUAUACCGGUGAAGCCGUGUCCAUGGAUCUGCGAACUGACCAACGACGCCGGUUACGUCGUUUACAGCGCCCUAGGCUCCUUCUAUAUACCGAUGCUAGUGAUGCUGUUUUUUUAUUGGCGGAUCUACAAUGCCGCCGUUUCCACGACGAGAGCCAUUAAUCAAGGUUUUCGGACAACGAAAGCCUCGAAAAUGCUCGGCAGCAGGUUCGACGAACAAAGACUGACCUUACGAAUACACCGUGGCCGCGGUAGCGUUCACAACGGCAGUAACAACGGCAACUCGAGAAGCCCGGACUCGAGCAGUCGCAGCUCUGUCAAGCGGGAAAAGAUCAAAAUUUCGGUCUCUUAUCCCAGCACCGAAACUCUUAACACAAAGUGCAACACCCUCGAGAGAACGCCAUCGAGGUGCUCGCAAAUCUCGGUUCAUUAUAGCAAUGGACAAACGCAGACGCAGCUUUGUUCGCGAAAUACGCACCUUAAGGUCGGUGGUGUUAAUAGGAUCGGCAGCAACAAGAAGCCGAGCAGACGGAGCAGCUGUGAGAGUCAGGUAACCAGCGACGAGCUGUCAUUGCGCGAGAUGACGCCGAGCAGCGAGGAGAAACCGCGAGUGAUGAAACUGGGCAAGAGGAACAUAAAAGCACAAGUGAAAAGAUUCCGCAUGGAGACCAAGGCGGCAAAGACGUUGGGCAUCAUCGUCGGCGGUUUCAUCAUGUGCUGGCUGCCGUUCUUCACCAUGUAUCUGGUGCGCGCAUUCUGUCCAAAUCACAUCCAUCCAACUGUCUUCAGCGUAUUAUUUUGGCUAGGUUAUUGUAAUUCCGCGAUAAACCCCUGCAUCUAUGCUCUCUUCAGCAAGGAUUUCCGUUUCGCUUUCAAGAGAAUCAUCUGUUGCAAGUGCUCCUGCAUACAACGCGUCAACACUUUGCGUCGUGGCAGUGAUGGCAGUCAGUUGGCGAUGAGAAACGAACGAAGUCCGAGUUACUCGAUCCGCGGUACUCAACACGGGAUCUCCAUCGACGACUCGGAUCCUGAUCCGGCAUCGGAACCAACGCACUCGCAGAGCGAGUCUAGAUGAUCGUAGCGACACGUCCGAGCUGGCAGACAGCGCGUCACCUUUAACCCCCGAUCCUCCAGGGCGAGGAUAUUCUUAUGAUCGGCGAUCCUCAGACAUGUCAACGUAAUGUCAUACGUUCGGCCUUUUUGCCAGACUGACGCGAUUUUGACUUUGUCGAUGAAACUAGAAAUGCGUACAUGCUCUGUCUGUCUGUCUAAUAUCGCGAUUAUACGAAAUCGUUAAGCGAGCAGUUACGAGUAACAAGCAUCUUGUUUAACUUCUCUGUUGCCUUUUGUUCUUGAAAAACGAAUAUUAUUCUUGAUUGGUCUGUCUAUCGGCAUCAUGCAAUCUCACUACAAUGACUAAAGUGAAUGAGAAAGGAAAAGCUAAAUUAGUUUACUAGGCGAGGUGAGCAAAUAAUUCUCUUUCAACCUGAUCCUUUAUGUAGAUUGCGUAAUUUUGCUGCAACGAGUUUAUGACAAAGCCAGCAGAGAGGUAAGUCAAGUAACAAAUUACUCUUUUCGUUUCUCUGCCAUCUAUCUCUGAAAGAAACAUAAGCAAGUAACUCGCUGUUCGAUUCGCUUUUACACUGUAAUUGGUCGAGCGAAACAGAAUGCCAGAGAGAGCUUCGUGCAACGCGCAUCCAAUCGAAACUGGAUUUUAGCGCAUCAGGCCUGGAACGUGGCGCUUCAUCUAUGCAAAGAAUAAAGAAAAAAGAUAAUCCGUCGUGGAUCUCGUCGCGCGUAUUUUUUCGCAAGACCGUUUCGCGGCAUUUCGCUUCGAUUUGUACUUUCGGCUACGUUAUAAGAGCUUAACACUGUCGUGUCUUUGUUAAAUAACCAUUUCUCCUCGUGACCAUCCCGUCCGGUGAACAUUGUAGUGAAUUAUCAUACAUCAUCACACUUAAUGUUACAUGUAUCUAGCGCGGAUCGUCAGAGAGUAAUCGGUUGGAUUAUUACAAACUCGAUAUGAUAAUCUCUCCGAUCAUUGCAUUGUAAAAAAAACUGACUAAAUUUCAGACAAAGUGCCUGCAGCUUUUUUGCAGACACACUGUCUGAAUUAUCAGACAGAACACUGUCUAAAGAUAAUAAAAAUUACAAAUACACUUCAAUUUUCAAACACUCUUCUGAACUUUUAGAGAAACAGUUCUGAUAAUUAAGACAGAUUGUCCGAAAUUUUUCCCAGACAUUCAGAUCUGAAAUUUCAGACAAAAAUGUGUCUGAAUUAAAAAAAAUUUUUUUUUGGUGUGGAUUAAUGUAUUUAUUCGAUAUUGUGUGUGUGUGUGUGUGUGCGUGUGUGUAUGUGUGCGCGCCUUCUUUUCUCGACGUUCUCCUCUCUUCCGCGCAGAAAUCGCUUUGCAAUUAUUUAUUUAGCCUAAUACACGAUCCACGUGAGUGAGUCAUGUGUAGCUCUCGGUUUUCAAGUCCUUUCCGGUUUCAAGCUGGGACGAUUGAUUGAUUGACUGAUUACUGCUGAUCAUCCGUGACAUGUGUACAUAUACGUAUUGCAUAAUGCAUUCAUCCCACGUCGCUAUUAGAGAGCGGUACCUAUUGAAAGACGAGAGACAAGUCUCUCAAACUAAGAAGGAGAAUAGAGAUCGAACAACACUUGCGCGAAAUUCGAGAUGUGCGUUCGACCGAGGACGAGCAUUCGAGAAGCGCGGACGUAACGAUGCGACGAAUACCUUCUAUGUACAUAUCCGAUAUCUAUGUAUACGCAUAGCGUUAAGUAUGUCGUUAUUUGCUAUGUAAACCGAUGUUCGCCCGCGCACACGCUCGUAUAUAUCGGCGUUUCUUCCCUUUCUUCCUCUCCUUUUCUCUCCCGCUUCCUCCAGCGUCUCUCUCUCUCUCUCUCUCUCUCUCUCCUUUUUCCCUUUAUUCGAGACAUUUUCGAGAUUUAACCGGAACAAGAUUGCGACUCUCUUCGAUGUUGUUGAUUUGUACAUUUUUUUUAUAUAAUCUCGCGCGCGUUUGUAUAAUAAACAUCGCAUCAUACACAUCGUUGUUACCGCUCGUGUAAUAUAUACACAUUAUACAUAUAUAUCGUAUAAGAAGAAAACAAUAUGCGCGGAUAUUGCGUUGGGCUACGUUAAGUCCAACGUUUGCGAGAGAUUCGGGACGUCUCGUGCAUACUCGCGAAUUUACCCCCGUAGAUUGCCGUUAAAGCAACGUAACUGUAAUUCAACGGGGGCAGCGAGACGACCGAUCGACUUCAAUGCGUGGUUCAUGUAUUAUGUGAUAUAUCGUAUAAAUAUGUCAAAAAAAAAAAAAAAAAAACGGAAAUAAAUAUGUGAAUACGUAUA